AUGCCAAACACUCAACCAGCACUGACAGACUUGGCCACCUUUUCCCAAAUCAGCCGGUUGGCCGAACAAAAGGCCUGUUGUGACUACGGUCUUUAUGCUGGGGCUACUCGAGCCAACUGUUUGCCUUAUUCAUCGGUCUCCUCUGAAUUAUUAAGUACGAGCCAGGUGGCAGCACUAUGUCACAAAGUCGUUGGGCUCAAAAUGUACAUGAACCAGUCAUUUAAUUCCCUUGACCUAUCAGAUUCAAUGAGCGAAUGGCGGAGGCACUUCCAGGUCAAUUUCUUUUACUUCUUUUUGACUUUAUAG
Molecule: messenger RNA, 306 nt
Organism: Protopolystoma xenopodis
Lineage: Eukaryota; Metazoa; Platyhelminthes; Monogenea; Polystomatidea; Polystomatidae
Source: the annotation of a GenBank genome assembly